UCCAGUGGACUUCAAUGGCCGCCGCGCCCGAAAUUUUGAGGCGGGUUUGGAAGGAGGUACGAACUGCCAUCAGCGAGCCUGAUCUUGGCAUCUAUGUGCCAGCUGUAUGCUUAAAUGAGGAUGCCAUUUGGCCCGUGAGGGUCCAUGCAGUGAUUGUUAGUCCUCAAAGCCACUCUGUGCCGAUGCUCAUCAGCGUGACGUAUCGUGAUACAUAUCCCUACCGUCCGAUGGAUUUGAAAUUCAUCUCGCGCGUGCCUCAUCCAUUGAUCCGCGACGACGGCUCCAUUGAUCUCGAUAUUUUGAAACACGACGAGAAGUCGGAAUGGUCUCCGGCGUUGACCCUACGUUCGGUUCUGACGUCUUUGGUCUCGGUGCUGAACGAUCCGACCCACCCCGACCACCUAAGAGAAGGCUGCGUGGCGAACGCAGAUUGGGAGUUGGGAAGCAUCAAAACAGAACCCCGGAACAUCCCGGAGCUUUUCGCGACAUUGAUGUUGGCGGCGAUGCCCAUCGAUGACUGGCAAAGUUGGCGUUUUCUGCGUGGCCUCCGAAGCCUUUUGUGCACCUACCCCAUGGCAUACACUUCCAAACGCACGCAAUGGUAUCACUUUCUCGGCUCCAUCGCACAGUUGUGCACCUCCCUCCGCGGUUGGCGUCCCGCCACCGGCUCGGUGCCGCCCUCGGCGGCCAGCAGCGCGAAGGAGCGCUGGAUUCAGGAGGCGCAGGCACUCUUAAAGCGUCACUAUCGUUUGGAUCCUCUUCGCAUUCUGCACCGCUGUCGCUUGCGCGAGGAUGGUAGUGGCCUUGGAGACUUGAGGAAGAUCAACCGUGUUUGGACAGUGAUCCAGGCAUUUAUCACAGAUAUGCCUGUGAGUGAACUGAUGCAAGAAGCGAGUCUUGAGAAAACGAACUGAUCAUAAAACAGUGGCAGUCGGCACCGCGAAGCCCAAAGUACUGAGCGGAAUCAUCGAAGCGACACGGCUGUUUUGUAUCAUUGACUUGUGGUAAAAAAACAGUUGAAUUGAGAAGUCAGCU
Molecule: messenger RNA, 1035 nt
Organism: Cladocopium goreaui
Lineage: Eukaryota; Dinophyceae; Suessiales; Symbiodiniaceae
Source: the annotation of a GenBank genome assembly